This is a messenger RNA of Dipodomys spectabilis (banner-tailed kangaroo rat), 2140 nucleotides long. RefSeq names its product solute carrier family 39 member 4 (gene Slc39a4). Lineage: Eukaryota; Metazoa; Chordata; Mammalia; Rodentia; Heteromyidae. Gene Ontology annotation, biological process: zinc ion import across plasma membrane; intracellular zinc ion homeostasis. The coding region runs from base 1 to 1998 and encodes 665 amino acids. Gene Ontology annotation, molecular function: zinc ion transmembrane transporter activity. The record is from RefSeq and is a predicted model, not a curated record. Gene Ontology annotation, cellular component: membrane. The transcript has 12 exons.
AUGGCGGUGUUCCCGGGUCGGCUCACCCCAGGGCUCCUGCUGUCAGUGCUGCUGGUAACCGCCGCUGUGGCUCAGCCUACCAGUCUGCUUCACCUGCUCACCUCAGGCCAGGGUGCUCUGGAUCGAGAAGCACUGGGCAGCCUGUUAAAUAUGCUGGCGGACCGUGUGCACUGCACCGACGUGCCGUGUGGAAAGUGCCUGUCCGUGGAGGACGCCUUGGCCCUGGGCAGGCCUGACAAGCCAGGGCUAGUUCUGGAGUCCAAAUACAUUGGCCACCUCAGUGCUGCCGUGGCCCUCUACCUUAGCAACCCUGAGGGCACAUGUGUGGACAUCCGGGCUGGCCGCCUGGCCUCCCAGGUUGACCAUUUCCUGAGACAACUCGGGAGUCCUGACGCCAUGACCCUAGGCCUGAAUCAGCUGCUGCAGAAGUUGGAGACCCAGACUUCCAUCCAGUCCCCUGGGGAGGAGACCUGCGUAGGUGUCCCUCAGCUGCUGGAGGAGGUGGAAGAAGCCGGAGCUCCUGGCAGCCCUGGCCCGGCCCUGGCCGCCCUGCUAGACCACGUCAGGAGCGGGUCUUGUUUCCAGCCCCUGCCCAGCCCUCGCAGCCUCCCGAGCCCUCAGUACUUUGUGGACUUCGUGUUCCGGCAGCAUGGCGGCCAGACUCCCAACAUCUCCCUAGCCGAGCUCCAGGUUCUGAUGCAGCGCCUAGGGGUGGGCAGAGAGGACCUUGGCGACCACGAUGACCAUGACCAUAGUGACCACCACGAUCUGGGCAGGGGCACCAAUGAGGGGUCUCGUGAGGCCCCCGGCAGCAGCUCCAGCGAGUGGGAUAAGGUGUGCCUGAGAGCCAGCGACCUGAUGGCCGUGUAUGGGUGGUCUGAGCAGGCCGGGGUGACCCCUCAGGCCUGGGCUCAGAUGAGCCCUGCCCUGCUUCAGCAGCAGCUGAGCGGGGCCUGCGACCCCCAGCCUCGGUCCCCCGCCAAGGACCAGCUCAGCCAGGCCGAGAGGUAUCUGUACGGCUCCCUUGCCACGCUGCUCAUCUGUCUGUGCGCCGUGUUCGGCCUCCUGCUGUUGACCUGCUCGGGCUGCAGCACAGCCACCCACUACAUCAUGCAAGCCUUCCUGGGCCUGGCCGUGGGGGCCCUCACUGGGGACGCCCUUCUGCACCUGAUCCCCAAGGUGCUGGGGCUGCACACCCACAGCGGGGAGCAUCACUCGCACGAGGAGGAGACGGGCCUCGGCCUACAGUCAACCUGGCGGCUGCUGGCUGUGCUCGGAGGCCUGUACCUCUUCUUCCUGUUUGAGAGCCUCUUCAACCUCCUGCUGCCCAGUGAACAGGACCCAGAGAAGAAUGGGCCCUGCCGCCACGCUGGCCACAGCCACGGUGGCCACAGCCAUGGAGUGUCCCUGCAGCUGGCGCCCAGGGAGCUGCAGCAACGCAAGCAGCCCCUCGCAGGCUCGCAAGCGGACCUGGUGACCGAGGAGGGUUCGGAACCACUGGGCCUGGAGCCCCAGACACUGAGCCGAGAGCUGAGGCUGCUGCCCUACAUGAUUACAUUUGGGGACGCUGUGCACAACUUUGCGGAUGGACUGGCCGUGGGCGCAGCCUUCGCGUCCUCCUGGAAGACUGGGCUGGCCACCGCCCUGGCCGUGUUCUGCCACGAGCUGCCCCACGAGCUGGGAGACUUUGCGGCCCUGCUGCAGGCGGGGCUGACUGUGAGGCGCGCACUGCUGCUGAACCUGGGCUCUGCACUCACAGCCUUCGCCGGCCUCUACCUGGCCCUGGCCAUCGGGGUUGGUGAGGAGAGUGAGGCUUGGAUCUUGGCGGUGGCCACCGGCCUCUUCCUCUACGUGGCGCUCAGUGACAUGCUCCCAGCUGUGCUAAAUGUGCGGGACCCACGGCCCUGGCUCCUCUUCCUGCUGCACAACCUGGGCCUCCUGGGUGGCUGGACCAUCCUGCUGCUGCUGUCCUUGUACGAGGAGAGCAUCACCUUCUGAUGCGCUGCUCUGGCCCCUGACCCCUGGCCCCGCCUCCCCUGGCCUGGGCCCCUGCCCAGUGGCCAGAGCGUGUCCAAGGCUUUCAAUAGUCCCCCUGCCUGUGUCCCAUCUCUGACUCAAUAAAGACUACCCUUGAAGUGCA